UCUCCUCUCAUCUCAUCCCCCUUCUCCGCCACUCCUCUUCCGCCCCGCGGCGGCGACCGGACCUUUGCCGCCAAAGCCGGCCACGACCUUCCCCUUCGCACCAGGUAAGAUUACAGAAUGUUUUCCUUGAGAUACGGGACGCCAAAUUUUGGUGUACCGUUGGAGAGGACUGCUAUUCCACAUCCUCGCAAGUUCAACUCUGUAGUGGUGUGCGGUGCCCGGGGUCCGAGACCAAGGUAUCCUCGUGUGUGGAAGACUGACAAGAGGAUCGGAACCGUUGCCAAGUCACAGAAGCUUGUCACAUGUAUUAAAGGUCUGUCUAAUGUAAAGGAGGAAGUUUAUGGUGCUCUGGAUUCCUUUGUUGCGUGGGAACUGGAGUUUCCCUUGAUAGCGGUAAAGAAGGCGCUGAACACGCUUGAAAAUGAAAAGGAAUGGAAAAGAAUCAUUCAGGUUAUUAAGUGGAUGUUCAACAAAGGUCAAGGGAAGACCAUGGGAAGCUAUUACACUCUGUUAAAUGCUUUAAUUGAGGAUGGACGAGUUGAGGAGGCAGAAGAGCUAUUUGCGAAGAUAUUCUCGAGAUAUAUGGAGGGUUUGCCCCGUACGUUUUUCAUGAAAAUAAUCUCCAUGCAUUACAGUUUGGGAUCAUACCAGAAGAUGUUUGAGGUUUUUGCGGAUAUGGAAGAGCUGGGUGUUCGACCUGAUCGUUCAAUUGUCAGGAUGCUUGGUAAAGUAUUUCAGAAGCUAGAGAUGUUGGACAAAUACGAAAAGUUACAUCAGAAAUAUCCACCGCCAAAAUUUGAAUACCGAUACAUCAAAGGCAAGCGCAUAAGGAUAAGGGUUUACCCAGAUGAUGAUAGUACUGAAGAGGCAACAAAGAGCGACUCUGAACCUGACAGAGAUGAACUGGAAGUGGUAGAAAGCACAAAUCUUGACAAUUAAUUGGAAGAAGCAGCAAGCACAUGCCUGGGCAGGAAUGCAUAGUGCAGAGCUUAAAUUUGGUGUUUCCGUGCCUGCCUCAUCAAAGCAGGUAAUAAGAAAGUGGCUGGUAAGCUUGGCCUAGUUUUGUUAUCAUGGAAUCAGAACAAUGCUGAACUAUAUAACGUCAUAAUGGCUGAAAUGAUUGAAGUAGGAAAUUGGCAGGCAUCGGGUACAUGAUAGGAUCCUUUUGGAAACUAAAGAAAUAAUAUUUUUACCAGUGCUUCUCAAGUUCUCUUGAGCAGCCACAAAAUUCACUUGAGAAUGUAGUUUAAAGUGUUUACCAUGGAAUUAAAGGAUGUAGAAUUUAAAAUAUUAGAUCAAAAGAAAUUGUUUGUAGUGUAAGUUCUUUACCAUGGAAUUAAAGAAUGUCGAGUUUCUUCUUAACAA
This is a messenger RNA of Lolium rigidum, 1365 nucleotides long. Its product is annotated as pentatricopeptide repeat-containing protein At4g21190-like. NCBI's taxonomy places the organism in Eukaryota, Viridiplantae, Streptophyta, Magnoliopsida, Poales, Poaceae. The transcript has 6 exons. The record is from RefSeq and is a predicted model, not a curated record. Bases 118 to 939 code for a protein of 273 amino acids. Gene Ontology annotation, molecular function: protein binding.